Alternaria arborescens is the source of this 405-nucleotide messenger RNA. RefSeq lists its product as hypothetical. The coding region runs from base 1 to 405 and encodes 134 amino acids. The transcript has a single exon. The record is from RefSeq and is a predicted model, not a curated record. NCBI's taxonomy places the organism in Eukaryota, Fungi, Ascomycota, Dothideomycetes, Pleosporales, Pleosporaceae.
AUGAUCUGGGGCAGCGCGCCUUAUAUCGGUCUCAUCGUUUCGCUCGCUACCCAGUUUGGGCCACCAGGUGUUCCCGCGUCGCAGAUGUAUUGCCCCAUCACAGCUGUCAUGCUAUUGUAUCUUGACAAAGCUGCGACCGCUCUCGGCAAGGCCGCCGAACCAAGUUUUGACAACACUGGAAUUCAACAUCAUGCAGUCCACUUCGCGCUUGCUUUCUUCGUUCUGUCGGAGCUGGAGUACCGUCGGCAAUAUAUUGUGGCGAAAGGCAUGGAGCACUUUCGUAACUACCCAUUGGACUUGUUGCUUGCCGACAUUGAUCUCACCUUCAAUGUCUCUCGCCAUCCAAGUGUAUACUGUUAUGCGACAUCUUACACCAAAACGGGUGGAUUUAAAGGAGGGCCCUGA